Lymnaea stagnalis (great pond snail) is the source of this 2410-nucleotide messenger RNA. The record is from the annotation of a GenBank genome assembly. Lineage: Eukaryota; Metazoa; Mollusca; Gastropoda; Lymnaeidae.
GAGCACUCUUUUAAACUCAUGUCAACCGGAAGUACCUUCAUAAAAUUAAGGCAAAUGGCGGGUAUUGGCGCCCGACCGCUUUGUAGAUGAAAAUCAAACCACUUCUUCUUCAUACACAAGCUUAAAAUGACCGAGAAACUUGAGCAGGCUCCCCGUGGCAUCAUCAUUCGGCCGCUCUACCACAAUAAAAAAGAUGAAGACAUGGUUCAACACAUCCUGUGUCUGCUCAACAGUGUGGGCGUGCGCAAUCUCGACAUUAGGUUCAUUCGGAUCUUUGCCCGCAGCGGGUGCGCAAAAGUCGGGCUGCGCAGCAAAGAUGUGGAGGACUACGCCGUGAAAGUUUUGAAGGAGGUGAAAAGUCUGAUGAGUUUGUACGACCUCCGGCUACUCACCGAUCGACCGAAGUGGCUGAAGGUGGACCGGAUGGCCUCUUUCAAGAUCGUGCCAGUGGGUACAGUAAGUAUACCGUCGGUACAGGGUAACAAUACCUACAUAAUUAGUGAUAAGGUUGGCUGAUUACCAAAGUGUCGUGGCAGAGUAGGCACAGAAAGGACACAGGGCUCUGUGGAGUGCAGUGGCAGAGUAGGCACAGAAAUGACACAGGGCUCUGUGGAGUGCAGUGGCAGAGCAGGCACAGAAAGGACACAGAGCUCUGUGGAGUGCAGUCCUUUGGAUGUAUAUUGAUUUAAACAUGGUCAUCUACAUCGUGACCGACUCUCCAUUCUGUAAGCUUCGAUCGCACCGCUGAUCACUACCGUUGUCCUUUUGAAUUGGAUGUCAGACUUUUGGUUCACAUCGACGGCAUGGUCAAUAAAGUAGAUGUUAAAUAGAGAUAGAAAGAGAGAGAGAGAGAGAAAGAUAGAAAGAGAAAGAUAAGUCGGUGACCAUUCUGUCAAAGUGAUAAGUCGUUGACCAAUCUGUCAAAGUGAUAAGUCGGUGACCAAUCUGUCAAAGUGAUAAGUCGGUGACCAAUCUGUCAAAGUCAUAAGUCGGUGACCAAUCUGUCUAAGUCAUAAGUCGGUGACCAAUCUGUCAAAGUGAUAAGUCGGUGACCAAUCUGUCAAAGUGAUGAGUCGGUGACCAAUCUGUCAAAGUGAUAAGUCGGUGACCAAUCUGUCAAAGUGAUAAGUCGGUGACCAAUCUGUCAAAGUGAUAAGUCGGUGACCAAUCUGUCAAAGUGAUGAGUCGGUGACCAAUCCAUCGAUGGAAUGAAAAGACUUACUCUCUAACAUUGCCUCGUUUUCUGGGAUUAAAUCAAGGGACACAUUCAAGUAAGAAGUAAGAGCCAGAAAAAAAAAAGUCAAAUGAGAAAUUUUUUUAAUGAACAAAUUGUGAACAACAAAUUAAAUUUUAAAAACAACAACAAAAGCAACAACAGGGAAAGCAUAGAUGCUUUCAUUUUUAUUCAAUAAUCAACUUUGCAUAAACAUUAACAGGUUUAUCUCCCCUUGUCAAUGUAUAUUUUCAGACAACUACACCUCAAGUAAUCGUUUCAAAUUCUCAGCCUAGGGCAUGGGCCCAAAAGUCAACCGGAGCGAUGCAGCGUGAUGGCCAGCCAUCCACUUCAACAGAAACCAUCGACCGCAUGUCAACCGAGACCAGCUUCAGCUCCCACCAGGAGCCGUCUCUGAGGCCCGCGGUGCUCACCGCAGCAACAUCGACACCCUCGCUUCCGCCGUGCGGCUGCCCCGAGACGGUGUUCUACUUCGUCAACCAGACGAUAGGGCCGCGCACUCGGCAGAACGCCUUCGUCCCGGCCAAAGGUUUCGACAGCCUUCCGCAGCGGGUUCAGAAUCUUCUCGGCCGUCACUUGUGCGGCUUCCUGAACUCCGAGGGCGGCGUCCUGUACAUCGGCGUGCAGGACUACGGGGUGGUCGAGGGCGUGGACAUGGGCGGAAGUCUCGAGAAGCAGCUGCUGGAAAAUGUCGCCGCCGCCGCGGACAAUAUCGAGCCCCGGGUCUUCCCGGAUGAGUAUUCGGUGAACUUUGCCAAGGUCAAGGACGAGAACGGAAACACCCUCCAGAACAAGAAAGUGGUUGAGGUGUGCGUCAAGCCCCGGCGUCCCGCAGAGGGGGUCUACGCUUACAAACGGAGGAUCUACAUGCAGCGGGACUGCAGCUUGGAUUUCCUGGGCGUGGUCGGCUCGUGUCUUAACGGAGUCCCGUGAUGCAAAAAAAAAGUAAAACCUGUAAACCUUACGAUUAACGACGACCGGCUUUCUGAUGUCUCAGAGUCUGUAAUCCACCCGAGACAUCCGUUGGACGUCAAUAGAGCUACCCCCCUCCCAAAGGAAGUGAGCUGAACAAUGCUUUACAUUUUGACAAACAUAAUCUUUUUGUUGUUUUGUUUACUCUUACGUUUCAAUUCAAAAAGAAUUAAUAUUGGGUUAUAACUUAUAACUCUCCAGCCG